Molecule: messenger RNA, 1464 nt
Organism: Coniophora puteana RWD-64-598 SS2
Lineage: Eukaryota; Fungi; Basidiomycota; Agaricomycetes; Boletales; Coniophoraceae
Exons: 2
Source: RefSeq, a predicted model, not a curated record
UCGACUGCUAUUCUCUCUCAGAUAUCUCACCUCAGGUCGCAAAAUAACAUGCUCUUUCAGGUCCCAUUUGGCCUUAUGCUCGUUAGUCUUGGUCUCCCUCCCCGUGCGCUUAACAUCUUCUCUGCUCUGGGCCUUUGUCCUGCAUAUACCACACUGCGAACUACCUACCAGGCGCUCUCAAACGAGCGCAUAUCUCUCGCUCGUGAGGUUGCAAAACGCUUCCACGGAAUCCAAUGGGACAACGUUCAUAUAUCCACCUCCGAGCACCCAACUCAGCGAGAUCUAGCUCGUGCUAAGGUUUCAACAGGCACUCAGGGAAUUAUCUGUGAUCUUCCUGAAGUUCCUUGCUCAGUGGCCUACUCUCUGGAUGAGCAUCUCGCUCGUCGUGCUUCUCUGAAUCUGAUAGAGUACAAAACCGAUGUCCGGACAACUCUUGCUCAGGCUAUUGAUAUAUCGCACCACUUAUUCAUCGAUAUCAUCAAGAUUCUUCGCGAAUCAGCCGGAAACGCGUUUGACUAUCUAGGGGAUCCAAACGAGCUUCAAUACCGAUCAUAUCUGCCAAUGCCUGCUGGGGAAAAGGCAGAGCAGUACCCUCUGCCAACAACAAAAAUUGACGAGUCUACAACCAUCGGGAAUAUCGAGUUCCCAUUUAUUACCUACACUGUGCACCUCGGGAUGUCUCCCGAGGAGUUUGAGGGCGACGAAAACGCUUUUCACCGUCUCGAGGUCUUUCAGCUUAGUCCUGGGCCAUUUCAUAUCCACCUCAACUUUGGCUGGCAGAACAUUGGAGUCCACCGAGGCGAUUAUCGUGACCCGGGCAGCCUUGCUUGGUGUAUCAAUAUUCUGCGACUCACUCGGCUUGGUGGCGACAAACCUGAUUAUAAACUCAUGUGCUCGCUUUUUGCUCAGGUUCUGCAGGCGAAUCUCAUUGUUUACUGGGAGGACGAGACUGGUAUGACUAUCCGGCAGCUUUCUGAGGCAAAACCAAGUGCUUCUGACCUCCUUGCCACUGCUCGGCGCAUUUUUCUGAAAUACUUCUCGGAGGACGCAAUUCGAAACCUUGGUGAAGGCUCAGAGGUCGAUGAGGUGUUCCGAAACACUAUCCUGCUCAACCGUGACUUGAUAAACUUCUACGAAUUUUCGCUUGGUGUAUCCUCUGGCGACUUUGGUCGUCUCGAACUUCUCCUCGGCGCGCUGACAGAAGGUUUUGCGGGGGCAGGGCGAUUCAAUUACUCGACAGAGAUGCUCCAUCUUAUUCAUAACCUCAGGAAGGUUUGGACACCUGAAUUUGCGUAUGCACUUCCCACUACUUCUAUGCUGUUUUCUGACUGUUUAUUAGCAAUGUUAUGCGUCGUUUUAUGCUUAUCAACACAUCUGGGCGCCCCAACCAUGCGAUUGGACGUGACAUGGCCAUUGAGCAUGAGAUCAAUGCAAUCAAGGUACGUAGUUUUCACAGCACAUUGA